AAACUGGACGGCAUCAAGUGUCGUACCUCGUAGCUCCAGCGAGUCAUAGCGCACAGCUUAGCUAUCAGUUCGGUCAUAGAGAAUCUCGCAACCAGGGCAGUCAUUGUGCACGCGUCUGGAGCAAGCGGACGUGCAGCGUUCGAAAAGAGAACCAGAGAAUGAGGGUAGAGCGCAAAAGCACGUCUCCAGAACCUACUUUCCUAGAAAUGUGCUUCUCGUAGGUUGCCCCGCCAAUAAAGGGGCGAUAUCUGCUCCAGGAACUCAUAGGAAAAUGAAACGGCUUUCUCGAAAACUGACUUUGGCUCUGGUGGUGCUUUGUUGGACUGCUGCACUACUGUAUUUGAUACUCCUAAGUAGGCAGCAAGUAUCAGACCUGGGCACCAAAGACGCACAGUACAGACAGAUCUCGGAGGCAGAAUGGGACGACCUCCUGGAAGAGUUUGAAGAGAAGAACUACCUUAACGCCAGGCGAUGGAAACCAGGACAGGACCCUUACAAACUGUAUGCCUUCAACCAAAGAGAGAGUGAGAGGAUACCCAGCAACAGAGUUCUCAGAGACACACGACAUUACAGAUGCACCACAUUGCAUUAUAACCCAGAUCUGCCCUCCACCUCCAUCGUCAUCACUUUCCACAACGAGGCCCGCUCCACUCUGCUACGGACCAUCAGGAGUGUGCUGAACAGGACGCCAGUCCACCUGAUUCACGAGAUCAUCCUGGUAGAUGACUACAGUGGGGAUGCAAAUGACUGCCUUCUACUCACCAAGUUGCCCAAAGUAAAGUGUCUUCGGAAUGACAGGAGAGAAGGUCUGAUCCGCUCCAGGGUACGUGGGGCAGAUGCAGCGAAGGCUGGGGUCCUGACCUUCCUGGACAGUCACUGUGAGGUCAACAAGGACUGGCUGCCCCCACUGCUCCGGAGGAUCAAGGAGGACCCGACCUGUGUGGUGAGCCCAGUGAUCGACAUCAUCAACAUGGAUACCUUCGCCUACGUAGCAGCUUCCUCUGACCUCCGUGGAGGCUUCGACUGGAGUCUACAUUUCAAGUGGGAACAGUUGUCUGCUGAGCAGAAAGCCAGGAGAGCUGACCCCACCGAACCCAUUAAGACUCCCAUCAUUGCCGGAGGGCUGUUUGUGAUUGACAAGGUGUGGUUCAACCACCUGGGGAAGUAUGACACAGCCAUGGACAUCUGGGGCGGGGAGAACUUUGAGAUCUCGUUCCGGGUGUGGAUGUGUGGAGGGAGCCUAGAGAUUCUCCCCUGCAGCAGGGUCGGCCACGUCUUCCGCAAGAAACACCCCUACAUCUUCCCUGAGGGCAACGCCAACACCUACAUCAAGAACACCAGACGGACGGCGGAGGUGUGGAUGGAUGAGUUCAAGCUCUUCUACUACUCUGCUCGCCCUGCAGCACGGGGCAAGUCCUACGGAGACAUUCAUAGCAGGGAAGAGCUCCGCAAGAGUCUCAAGUGCAAAUCCUUCAAGUGGUAUCUGGACAACGUCUACCCAGAGCUCAAAGUGCCAGAUGAUUCGGACUCCAAGUCAGGGGUGAUUCGUCAAAGACAGAAUUGUCUGGAGUCCCGUAGGGUGGAGGGACAGAACCUCUCCUCUCUCACACUAGCACCCUGCAUCGGAACAAAAGCUGUGUCAGCACUCAACCAGGAGUGGAUUUACACCCACGGGCAGCAGAUCCGUCAGCAGCAGCACUGCCUCUCUCUCUCCACCACCUUCCCUGCCUCCCAGGUCAUGCUCAUGCCCUGCAACAUCAGCGACGGGAAACAACGAUGGCAGAAGUCAGGCACCCACCUGGAGCACCUGGUCUCCCACUUCUGCCUGGACAGUGAGAUGGCCCUGGAAGGCAUCGAGAGCAGCAAGAUGCUGGUGAUCAGCCCCUGUGAACUGACAGCCUACACCCAGAGAUGGGAGAUGCCCUUCUCAUGAUCCAUCCACAACACAAGCCUUCCUGUAGAGGAGGACUACCCUACGAGCACUCACGACCUACUGCAGUGCUUACUGUAGCCAAGAGCUUUUAGAAAGAGAUGGAGGAGGUUGGACACCGGCGUAAAGGGUAUUUUUGGUCACUGAGAUUAGUCUUUAUAAGAUGGCAUGGACUUGGACUGACGUCAGCACAUUCAAUUGUUCAACAAGACACUCAGCAGCAGUGGUGGAAAAUGUACUCAAUUGUCAUACUUCAGUAAAAGUAAAGAAGAAAGAGAAAAUGACUCAAAUAAAAGUGAAAGUCACCCAGUGAAAUACUACUUGAGUAAAAGUCUAAAAGCA
This is a messenger RNA of Oncorhynchus mykiss (rainbow trout), 2272 nucleotides long. It is a transcript of the gene galnt14, whose product is annotated as UDP-N-acetyl-alpha-D-galactosamine:polypeptide N-acetylgalactosaminyltransferase 14 (GalNAc-T14). Gene Ontology annotation, cellular component: Golgi apparatus. The record is from RefSeq and is a predicted model, not a curated record. Gene Ontology annotation, molecular function: polypeptide N-acetylgalactosaminyltransferase activity. NCBI's taxonomy places the organism in Eukaryota, Metazoa, Chordata, Actinopteri, Salmoniformes, Salmonidae. Gene Ontology annotation, biological process: protein O-linked glycosylation.